Neogale vison (American mink) is the source of this 5897-nucleotide messenger RNA. It is a transcript of the gene CDK19, whose product is annotated as cyclin dependent kinase 19. Gene Ontology annotation, molecular function: ATP binding; cyclin-dependent protein serine/threonine kinase activity; RNA polymerase II CTD heptapeptide repeat kinase activity. The transcript is spliced from 13 exons. Gene Ontology annotation, biological process: protein phosphorylation. NCBI's taxonomy places the organism in Eukaryota, Metazoa, Chordata, Mammalia, Carnivora, Mustelidae. Bases 168 to 1676 code for a protein of 502 amino acids. Gene Ontology annotation, cellular component: cytosol; nucleus; mediator complex. The record is from RefSeq and is a predicted model, not a curated record.
CCGAGGAGUCCCUUGCUGAAGGCGGACCGCGGGGCGGCGGGCGGCGCGCGCGCGCCCGAGAGGCGGCUGUUGGAGAAGUGGAGCGGCGGUCGCGGGGGGAGGAGGAGGAGGAGGGACUGAGCGGCGGCGGCCCCCGCGUCCCAGUGCCUCUAUGGGGAAAGCAGACAAUGGAUUAUGAUUUCAAGGCGAAGCUGGCGGCGGAGCGGGAGCGGGUGGAGGAUUUGUUUGAGUACGAAGGGUGCAAAGUGGGACGCGGCACCUACGGGCACGUCUACAAGGCGAGGCGGAAAGAUGGAAAAGAUGAGAAGGAAUAUGCACUGAAGCAAAUUGAAGGCACAGGAAUAUCCAUGUCGGCUUGCAGAGAGAUUGCACUUUUGCGAGAAUUGAAGCACCCUAACGUGAUCGCCUUGCAGAAGGUGUUCCUUUCUCACAGUGACAGGAAGGUGUGGCUGCUCUUUGAUUAUGCGGAACAUGAUUUGUGGCAUAUUAUUAAGUUUCACCGUGCAUCAAAAGCAAAUAAAAAGCCCAUGCAGUUGCCAAGAUCUAUGGUUAAAUCAUUACUUUACCAGAUUCUUGAUGGUAUCCAUUACCUCCAUGCAAAUUGGGUGCUUCACAGAGAUCUGAAACCAGCAAAUAUCCUAGUAAUGGGAGAAGGUCCUGAAAGGGGGAGAGUCAAAAUAGCUGACAUGGGUUUUGCCAGAUUAUUCAAUUCUCCUCUAAAGCCACUGGCAGAUUUGGAUCCAGUAGUUGUGACUUUUUGGUAUCGGGCUCCUGAACUUCUGCUUGGUGCAAGGCAUUAUACAAAGGCCAUUGAUAUAUGGGCAAUAGGUUGCAUAUUUGCUGAAUUGUUGACUUCAGAACCUAUUUUUCACUGUCGUCAGGAAGAUAUAAAAACAAGCAAUCCCUUUCAUCAUGAUCAACUAGAUCGGAUAUUUAGUGUCAUGGGGUUUCCUGCAGAUAAAGAUUGGGAAGAUAUUAGAAAGAUGCCAGAAUACCCCACACUUCAGAAAGACUUUAGAAGAACAACGUACGCCAACAGUAGCCUCAUAAAGUACAUGGAGAAACACAAGGUCAAGCCUGACAGCAAAGUGUUCCUCUUGCUUCAGAAACUCCUUACUAUGGAUCCCACCAAGAGAAUUACCUCGGAGCAGGCUCUGCAGGAUCCCUAUUUUCAGGAGGACCCCUUGCCAACAUUAGAUGUGUUUGCUGGCUGCCAGAUUCCAUACCCCAAACGAGAAUUCCUUAACGAAGAUGAACCUGAAGAGAAAGGUGACAAGAAUCAGCAGCAGCAACAGAACCAGCAUCAGCAGCCCACAGCGCCCCCCCAGCAGGCGGCAGCCCCCCCACAGGCGCCCCCACCGCAGCAGAACAGCGCGCAGACCAAUGGGACUGCAGGCGGGGCUGGGACGGGCACGGGGGGUGCGGGGCCCGGCCUGCAGCACAGUCAGGACUCGGGCCUCAGUCAGGUGCCUGCGAACAAGAAGCCCCGCCUGGGGCCCUCGGGCGCGAACUCAGGCGGGCCUGUUCUGCCCUCAGAUUAUCAGCACUCCAGUUCUCGCCUGAAUUACCAAAGCAGCGUUCAGGGAUCCUCCCAGUCCCAGAGCACCCUCGGCUACUCGUCCUCGUCCCAGCAGAGCGCGCAGUACCACCCGUCUCACCCGGGCCACCGCUACUGACCGCGGCCCAGGGCGCAGACCCCAGCAAUAUGCCGCCCGCAUUGAAGAGAACCAAAAAAUGCAAUCGAUGAUGCCGUCUCAGACUCCUCCACUUAGGAGGAAGACUCCAUCCUGACUUUUGCAGGACUAACUGAUGUGUCUUCUUUAUGGACUUCAAGAAGAUUUUUGGGACGUGGCCGCAGCACCCUGUCCCCGCAUGUGUUCCGCUGCGACUCUCCUCCAGCGUCGGAUCUAAUCCUAAGCACUUCACUUCUGUAACCUUCAGCAUUUUUUUGGAAGGAUUUCCUGGUGCACCUUUCUCAUGCUGUAGCAAUCACUAUGAUUUAUCUUUUCAAAGCUCUUUUAAUAGGAUUUUAAUGUUUUAGAAACAGGACUCCAGCGGUGUAUAGUUUUAUACGUCAUGAACUGCCCUAGCGACACAGGUAAAAAUGCACCUUUUAAAGCACUACGUCGUUUUCACAGAAUAUGACUGUUUUGCUCAUGGAAGUCUUAAACAGGAACUGUUACUGUCCCAAAGUACUUUACUAUUACGUUUUUAUUUAUCUAGUUUCAGGGAAGGUCUUAAAAAAAAAAAAAAAGACAAAUGGUGGGGCGGAGGGAACCUACAACCAAAAACAGCCUAGAUCUUUACAGUUACUAUGCUUUAUGCUACGAAGAACUCAAGUAUGUGCUAGUUUUUAUAUAAUCAAUCAUUCAUAUGGAACGUAGUUCCCAGAAUCCCCUUGUUCUGAGGAGUAUUCAGUACUGAAGAAUUCUCACUUGACCGUCACGUAGCUAAGUCUACCUUAAAAAGGGUUUCAAGAGCUUUGAGGAACUGCAGCCGUCUGGUGCCCCACACCAGAAAGCAGAAGAGAGUAUUAACUGCACUAGGGUUUCUUUAAGGAGUAACAUCGAUCAAAGGAUGUGUUACUUACCUUGGAAGGAAAAGCUUUUGGUGUGUAUUGUCCAUGAAGUUGGCUUCUCUAAAGAACUGUUGGUUUCUUCACGUCGGGGCUUAGCUUGAGUAACUUUCUUACGUAAUCAAGAGUACUCAAACAGAAGCCUGCAAAUUCAUUUGCAACUUAGCCUGCUUUUAAAAUAAAGAGCAGUGUUCUCCAUUCAUAUUUGCAUUAGACAUAGAGUGACUAUUUUUAAAGCAUGUUAAAAGUUUAGGUUUUAUUCAUGUUUCGAGGAUGUAUUAUGUAUGCAUAAUUUUGCUGUUGUUAACUGAAACUUAAUUCUAUCAAGAAUCUUUUCAUUGCACUGAAUGCUUUCUUUGCCCCUAGGAGAAAACUUAAUAAUUGUGCCUAAAAAACUGUGGGCAGAUAGUAUACACGACUAUACAUUUCCAGGAUCUAUGAAUUAGAGGCUGAGUUCUUUCUCAGCCGGGGAAAGGAGGCCCUCACUUCCCAGAGUCACAGGAAAUGUAAAGACUUCGAGCUCCCAUUUUAAUGUAAGGGGCAAGAAAUUUGUGUUCUUCGGAAUGCUACUAGCAGCACCAGCCUUGUUAUAAAUGUUUUCUUGAGCUAGAAGAAAUAGCUGAUUGUUGUAUAUGCAAGCUAUAUGCAUUUUUUUUUAAACUAUUUGUGAACUUAUCUACCUGGUUAUGAUACUCUGGGUCCAUACACAAAUAAGAUUUUAGACAGAAGCCAGUAUACAUUUUGCACUAUUAAUGUGAUACUGUAGCCAGCAAGGACCUUACUGAUCUCAGCAUAAUAAUGCUUAUUAAUAAUAGAAGCUAUAUGGUGACACUCAUGAACAUGGAAGAUGAAGCAGUUGGCAUGUUCCAUUGGAAGGAAUUUUCUGAUUGUCUCAAUGGUAAUUCACCCCUUCCAUUUUAUUUUUUAAAUGGGAAAUUAAUAGCCCUUUGCAUAACAUAGCUGCCUGUAUAAAAUUCUUUCCUGUGCCCUGAAGCCUCACUGUCCAGAGUUAUUGGCCAUCAGCUGCUCACUGCACCAUCACCAUGUGCCCAGGGCCAUCCCGGCUGGGAGACUCAAAGGGCAAGACAUACUUCCUGUCCUUAAGGAGCUUAGGAUCCAUUCCACAACUGCAAGUUCUCCUGGGAUGAGAGGACUGGCUUAUAAGAGAAUGAGGGUCCUUUUGUUUACUUCUAAACUCACUUGGAUAGGGUUAUCAUUUCCAAAGCUGCUGUGUGAUAGACAGUGUUAUCGAGAGGUUUCUAUUGACCUUAGAGAAGGCCAGCGAUUAAAUAUCACAACAGGCAUUAAUGUGUCUUUGAAAUGUUCACAGCAGCCUCUCAACAACAGUUGGUGGCCCUUAUAAGCAGAAUGCACUUCUGAAGUGGUUGUGGGAAAUUACAGGGAAAACAGAAGCUCCGUGGCAGCCCUGGGGGGGCAUUUAGAGUUAAUAAGAGGAAAGCCCACCUACGGGUGUAGACCAAAAUACCAUGCCCCUUCAUACUUUAUAAGCAACUUUGAUAUAUUGUUCUUGUGAUACGUGCUUAUGUAAUCACAGGAGUACCCUGCUUUCCUUGCAGAUAGCUAAUUUUAUUGGCAGAACUGAUGCAGAAACCGUGAGGGGUACCAUCCGUUUUUCUAGUCCAUGGUGUUCUCCAGGAUACAGGCAGAUACCCGCAUUAUUCUGGUCACUGUGCUGGUACUGGCCCUUUUCUUCCCGUUCUUGCCUCAGAGUUGGGGGUGCCAGUUGGGCCCAGUGCCCUUGAAAUAAUUUAGACUCAUGAUUUCCUUUUCCCUGCAAACGGGAACAAAGCCUUUAACAUUCUUAUGGACCCUAAACUGUGGGACCUUGAGGGAGCUCUGUGACGCCUUUUGAGGUUAAAAUUUACCUUUGUAGUCCCCAAAUGACCUCAUUUCUCUUUGAAGACGCAUUACUGUCUUGUUCCCUGAGAACGCAGGGAGCCCCCCUCCCCCAAGCCAUGAGAAUACCCAAACAGAGGGAGGUUAUUUGAAAGGAAGGAAGGAAUACAAGUGAAGGUUCUCUGCCCUCCAUAUUACAAAUCAGUUUCCAAUUAGCUUUCUGGUGAGCUGUGUGUUUGGGAAAAGGGAUUCUAGUUUCAGGAGAGCCAGCUCCAGGGGAAGGUAGCCUGGUGGCCGGGCUGUUUCUACGAGGCUGAAGCAAUCUUUGUGAUGAUAGUAGGUCGUGCAGUAACAUACGAAAACCAAGGGCAUGUAUAUUUUUAUAUCUGUGUGGUUUUAAAACUUUAGUACUUAGAAUUUUGGCCUUCUGCACUACUCUUUCGCUCUUGUGAACCUAAUUGACAUUGAAGAAUGGAAAGGGACGACGUUUACCUCCAUGUUCACUGCCUCACUCAUGGUGAAGCCGCUGCUGGGUGUAUGCCUCUGAAACGAAGCUGUUUUCUCUGCUCCAGGGAAUAGGAAAAAUCGUCGGACAAAAAGAUUUGCAGCUUAAUCUGCUUUUGAAUAAAACGAUGUGGCAGAAAUUAUACAAUGAAGGAAAAAUUCUAGGAAAAUUGGAAAUCCUUAACUCUCCGGUGAUAUCUUUCAAGGGAAUGGAGAAAGGCAAUAAGACAGCAGUUAGCCUGAAGGAGGCUUGAAGGAUUCAAGGAUUAAGUAAUGUUUUAUAUCAAACCUAGCAGUUUAGGCCCCAUCAUCUUCAAGAGUAGUCACAGAUACCAUAAAGCAAAGUUCAUUGUUUUAGGAUUUUUUAAAGAAAUGUGUUGUACCUAAGGCCAUACUUACUCUUCUAUGCUAUCACUGCAAAGGAGUGAUAUGUAUGUAUUAUAUUGAAAAAAAUCCUUAAUGCACUGUUAUCUCCUAAAUAUUUAGUAAAUUAAUACUAUUUAAUUUUUUUAAAGAUUUGUCUGUGUAGACACUAAAAGUAUUACACAAAAUCUGGACUGAAGAUGUCCUUUUUAACAGCAAUUUAAAGUACUUUUUAUAUAUGUUAUGUAGUAUAUCCUUUCUCAACUGCCUAGUUUGUAACUCCCAUAAUUCCUGUUUGUGAAGUGUACCUGUCUUUGUCUCUUCUUUCAGCCAUUUUCUGCACGCACCCCUCUUUCUAUGAUUAUAGAGAUGACCACGUACGCUUCCCACACUCUGCGGCGAGGUGUGCACUCAGAGCCAGCUGUCCCCCCAGCAAGUGAGCUCCGUGGGGGGCAGGAGAGAAGCCACUUUGGAGUCCAGAGUGUUUCCCCGCAUUUGAGUUGUCCUGACACCCUUCUUGAGAUGACUGUUAAAGCUAAAAUAAAUUACAUUGCAUUUAUUUUAUAUUCUUGGUUGUAAUAAAAUUUAAUUGACUUUG